Scheffersomyces coipomensis is the source of this 2943-nucleotide messenger RNA. RefSeq names its product Sec12p (gene SEC12). The transcript has a single exon. Bases 86 to 2833 code for a protein of 915 amino acids. Gene Ontology annotation, molecular function: protein binding; GTPase activator activity; guanyl-nucleotide exchange factor activity. Gene Ontology annotation, biological process: protein secretion. NCBI's taxonomy places the organism in Eukaryota, Fungi, Ascomycota, Pichiomycetes, Serinales, Debaryomycetaceae. Gene Ontology annotation, cellular component: endoplasmic reticulum membrane. The record is from RefSeq and is a predicted model, not a curated record.
GAAUUUUUAAAUUUUCAACUUUUGAUUCAACAGGGGGUUUGCCAUCAUAGUUCCAAUUGAUUAGAAUAGGAUUUGAAUAAAGUCAAUGUCAUUAAAGGAGGCUGCAACGUUAGACAUUGGGUUCCCGAUCUUGGGAGCCAAGUUCAUUAACAAUAAGACCAUUCUUGUUGCUGGUGGUGGAGGCGAGGGUAAUAAUGGAAUACCAAAUAAGAUCACCGCUAUCAAAUGUACCUUUAAAAUCAAGGAUCCAAAGCGUCGAUUACAAAGAUUCAGAGAGAUCACUUUGCCUUCCAAUGAAGACUCUCCUCAAUGUUUGGAUACAGCUCGUAUUCUUGACGAUGAAGAGAAUAAGUUUACUGUAUUCGUUGGUUGUAAUCAAUCGUCUCAAUUGAUCAAAUCAAUGAAUAUUAAUAAUAACUUAAGAAAAUACGUAUAUACUAAGGAUGAACAUUUGCGAUUCAUAGAUGCAGCUCAAUUGGAAGAAGAAAUCAGUGGUAAUGCUGAUGAAUAUCCUAAGAUCAUUAGAUUAUCUCAAAAUAGUACUGUUGGUGGAUUAUUAACUUCAACUAUUCCAUCAUCAAUUUAUGUGUUUAACCCAGAUAAUUUAGAAUUGAAUUUCAAAUAUAAACCAACUAAAGAUGUUGAAAUUAAAGAUUAUAGUUUGAGUCCUGAUGAUGAUGGAAAAUCUUUAUGUUAUAUCACUUCCAACUCCAUUGAAACCAUUUCAACUUCAACUGGUGAUCUACUUUCAUCAUCAACCAAGAUCGCUAACAUCGAUAAAGAAUUGAAAUCAUUAACUCUUUCUAAAGUUAGAUUUAUUGAUAAUUCAAAUGUUAUUAUAAGUGCUAGUGUCCGUGGUGGUAAAGGAGCUGUAUUAUUACAAUAUAAUAUUCACACUUCAAAAAUCAUUAAACAAAAAGUUAUUUCAAAAGCAUUUAAUAAUAUUGUUGCCAUUGAUAUUUCCCUUAGUCAAAAUUUAAUCGCUAUUGCUUCCAAUGAUUUAUCAUUAACAUUAGUUAAGCUUGAUAAUUUCCAACUAAUUAAAACCUUUAAAAAAUUACAUCCAUUUGCCAUUACAAGUGUAUCAUUUUCUCCAAAUGGUAGUAAAUUAGCUACUGGAAGUGCAGCAAACACCCUUCAUAUCUUUAGAAUUCCUCAAAACUAUGCUAAGGGUAAAUCAACCAUUGGUACUAUCUUCCAAUACUUACUUACGAUUAUUAUUGUGGCGGUGUUAGGUAUUUAUUUACAAACCGCUUAUGAAAAUGGUCAAUUACAAGAAUAUAUUGAAUUAAGUAAAGAAUAUUCUGAAAAGAGUAAAGUGUUAGGUAUCAAAUAUGGUCAAUUGAGUUAUGAAAGAGCUCAAGAUUAUGGAUUAAUUGGAUUUGAAAAAGCUCAAGAAUAUGGAUUGAUUGGUUUCGAAAAAGCACAAGAAUAUGGUCAAGUAGGUUAUCAACGUGUUCAACAAUAUGGUAAAUUAGGUUAUAAAUUUAUUAAAGAUAAAAUUAAUGGUGAUAAUGUUGAAGGUGAUGAUUCUACUAAACAAUAUUUCACUAUGGAUGAAUGGAUUGAAGCUUCUUCUUCAGAAAUUUUUGAUGAACAUAAUGAUGUUUAUAUUUCAAAUAUUAUUGAGGUUGAUACUGAAACUGAAACUACUGCCACAACUGAGACCACCAGUGUUUCAUUCUCUUCAUCUGUAUCUGAAUCUGAAUUAUCGGUUGAAUCCCAAGCUACUUUAGAUGAUGAAGUUGAAAUUAAAGAAGUGACGAAGGAUAUCGAAGAUAUAACUUCAAAUAAUCCUGAGCUUGAUACUGAAUCGUUCUUUGAAGAAUCAAGUAAUUAUAUUGAAACUGUUACAAAUUCAAUUCCUCAAUUUAAAGAACCUGAAAUUGAAGUCGUUCAAAACGUUACUGAAUCUAGUUCUGUCGAAUCUAUUGUUAGUGAAUCAACUAUUAACGAGGAAGAGGUUGAAAUUCCAAGUUCGGAAUCAUCAAUUGUCAGUGAAUCAACUGAAGAACCUGUCAUUUCUGAAUCAACUGAAUCUCCUAUUCCAGAAUCCAGUUCUAAUACGAGUGAAUCAACUGAAAUCAUUUCUUCUGUCGUUGAAGCUGUUUCUGAAGUAUCAAGUGAAAAUUCUAGUGUUGUAUCAAGCGAAUCAUCAAGUGAAGUCAAAGAAGUUACUGAAUCUAUCCCGGAACCAGUUUCAGAAGUUAAGGUAGAACCUGUCGUUGAAGUACACCCACCAGUUGUUCCUGAGCCUGUUGUUUCUGAAGUAACUCAUGAAGAACCAGAGCCAGUAUCUUCAGAAUCAUCUUCUUCUGUUGAAACUGUAAGUUCCGAACUCUCUGUCUCUUCUGUUGUCGCGGAAUCCAAAGAAGCAAGUUCAUCUGAAACAUCAACUACUGUAUCUUCAUCCAUUUCAACUCCAGUUGAAGUCAGUUCAGAGCCAUCAUCAUCAGUCUCAUCAUCAGUCUCAUCAUCAACUACAACUUCUCAAAGUGAAGAAUUUGUUUCGUCAUCAUCAUCAUCAUCAUUACAAAGUUCGUCAACUACUACGAUUGAACAAGUUUCUUCUAGCGUAGCUGAAGUCAAGAGUUCAUCAACUACAACUGAGAGUAGUUCUUCUGCUACAACCGAAACCACCAGUUCUACAUCCACCAGUGAAACUACUAGUUCAUCCUCAACCAGUGAGAUUACUAGUUCAUCGUCAACCACUGAAACCACUCAAAUUAGUGAAAGUUCAGUUGAAAUAAAAAAGGAAACCGAAAAGGUUAUUCCUAAAGAAGAGACCACAAGUACUACUAUUAUAGCUCAUACAGAACAUGAUGAAUUAUAAUCUAGUUUAAAACAAUUUGCUUAUUAAUUAAUAUUAUUAUUAUUUUUCUUUAUAUAUAAAAUGCAUAUAAAAAAUGGAAUAGAAAAGUUUAUCAUUAUCAUCUUUAAAAU